Haemonchus placei is the source of this 471-nucleotide messenger RNA. NCBI's taxonomy places the organism in Eukaryota, Metazoa, Nematoda, Chromadorea, Rhabditida, Trichostrongylidae. The record is from the annotation of a GenBank genome assembly.
AUGGAAGGCGCUGAAGAGCCCGACGAAGAUGUCGCAACAGAAGAUGCCGAACUCGUGCAAGAUAUCGCCCAAAGAAAAACUCAAAGACAAGUUGUCGAAGCUGAGGAAGCAGGACUUGCAGAAGAAGAAGGCGCAGAAGAGAAGAACAUCAUGAAAAUGACGUCGUCGUCGUCGAAUGUAAUGAGCUCGCUGAAGAAAGGAUUGCAGAAGCAGAGAUCGAAGAAUUCGAUGGGGGAAGAUAAUGGAGAGCCAGAAAACGACGAGGACGAGGAAGACAUAUUGAUGAGAGAGACUGAUCAAGAAGACGACCCAAACGGCCUUCGUGAGGGCGUACAAGAAGUGCAAAUGGUACUCAGAAUUGAGCAAAAAUUCAGGGUGCUAAGGGAGUUGGNGGGGGGGGGGGCACGCGGCGGCGUGGCGCCUUUUCAUGUCUGUGCCCUCUCCGGUGAGAUAGUAGACAAGCAAGAAUAG